Messenger RNA from Cynara cardunculus var. scolymus (artichoke), 792 nucleotides. Its product is annotated as zinc finger protein ZAT1-like. The coding region runs from base 1 to 792 and encodes 263 amino acids. The transcript has 2 exons. Gene Ontology annotation, biological process: regulation of DNA-templated transcription. Lineage: Eukaryota; Viridiplantae; Streptophyta; Magnoliopsida; Asterales; Asteraceae. The record is from RefSeq and is a predicted model, not a curated record.
AUGGAGGGAAGAAUGUGUAAGAUAUGUGAUAAGGUUUUCUCUAACGGGAGAGCUUUGGGUGGUCAUAUGAGAUCUCAUUUAGUCACCUUACCGCUUCCAUGGAAGAAACCAAUUCAAUUGCAACUCAUUCAGGAAGACAGGGAGAGUGAGACGGAGGUGACGCGAAAGACCAACCCGACUCGGAAGAGAUCGAAAAGGGCUAGGGUUACGCCUUUGGUGAAGGAAGUACCCAGUAUGAGUUCCGAGUUGGAACCGGUGAUGAGUUCGGUAUCCGAUCAAAUUUCCGCCGAGGAGGAUGUUGCUCUGUGUCUGAUGAUGCUCUCACGUGAUGUCUGGAGCUUCAUUAACUUGGACGAGUCGAGUCGUGGCCAGAAGCGCUCCAAGUACCAGUGCGAGACGUGUGACAAAGUGUUCGACUCGUUUCAAGCACUGGGUGGUCACAAAACGAGUCACCGGAAAAUCGAGAACGACUUCACCGGCGUUGGCAACAAGUCUAAGAAGAAUGUUGUUCAGGAUGAUGGAAAAUCACACGAAUGCCCAUUCUGCUACCGGGUGUUCGGGUCGGGUCAAGCAUUGGGUGGACAUAAGAGGUCACAUGUAUCGGGUUCGUCAACAACUGCAACAGACGCUUUAGUCUGUAAGGUUGAUGGCAGUGUCAAUUUGGUACAUUCCACCAAAGCACAGGGUAAUCUGGUAAUUAUAGAUCUUAACUUGCCAGCUCCAACAGAAGAUGAAGAAAACUCUUCUGCUGUUUCUGAUGCUGAAUUUUAUCAAUCCCCAUUGCAACUUUGA